GUUCCCGUCGCGCGCUCGUCCAGCAGCACGAGCGCACCGCCGAUUCGACCGCCCGCGCUACUUUUCGCACUUUAGUAAUUUAAUAAAACUAAUUAAAAUUUUUAUUAAAAAAAAAUAAAACUUCUUGUCCUUUGCCCGCGCUAUGUGGUUUGGACGGACCGGCUGUGACAGCGCGUGCCCGCCGUAGGAGCGACUCCGGUACUGCGCUUUUGGAUGAGCGCGGCCGAGCCGGAGCGGCGCGCGCGCUUCACGAGGAUGCUGCGUGGAAAUGCCUGCGGGAAGGGAGGAUGAGAUGUGCGGGAAGGCGCUCGAGCUGCUCUCUGAGCUCUGCUCACGUGGAGAGGUGCAAAGCGACAAGUGCGCCGACUUCAUCUACUCUUUCCGCGAUCUGGGCAGACCGGACUACUCAGACUCCGAUGUGUCUGUGAGCCUGCUGUCAUUGAUGGUGACCUCAUGUGGCCUGGCCCUGUUUGGUGUCUCGCUCUUCGUGUCAUGGAAGUUGUUUUGGGUACCGUGGCGCGACCGCUUCUGGCCGUCCAGCCUGAAGGAGCAGCAUGGCGAGCAGCAGCCUGUGCUGACCGAGGAGGAACUUUUGGAGCGCGAGUACAGCGCAGACUUCUACAAGGACAACUCAGUGGCCACGUUGGUGCCCGAGUCGGCCAUGAAGAUCAGCCACACGUCACCGGACAUCCAACUGGAGGCACAGACCAAAGCCAAGGAGCACAACCAUGUGCACAUUGCACGUGUGCAGAGGCAGAUCACCGACCCCACUUCAUCCGUCCGACAUAACUCCAUCCGGAGACAAAUGAACCUUUCAAGCCCCGAGUUCAGCCCGGGUCAGUUCCAGAGACAGGAAUCAUUAUCCGGGCCAGGUCUGGGCCGGAUUAAGCCAGAACUCUACAAGCAACGCUCGGUGGACACGGAUGACAGUAGGAGACCGGACAGCUGUGGUCGUCUACACUUCGUCCUUAAGUAUGACUGUGACCUGGAACAACUGAUCGUAAAGAUCCACAAAGCUGAGGAUCUUCCAGCCAAGGACUUCUCGGGAACGUCGGAUCCGUACGUGAAGAUCUAUCUACUGCCUGAGCGCAAGACCAAACAUCAGACCAAAGUGCACCGCAAGACCCUGAACCCUGUGUUCGACGAGGUCUUCUUAUUUCCCGUUGCGUACGGCGAGCUACAUUCACGCAAGCUGCACUUCAGCGUCUAUGAUUUUGACCGCUUCUCACGGCACGAUCUCAUUGGCCAAGUAGUGGUGGACAACUUCCUGGAUUUGCCAGACUUCCCCGGAGAGACAAAACUCUGCAGAGAAAUUAUCUACGUCACUGCGGAUAACGUGGACUUGGGAGACCUGAUGUUUUCACUCUGCUAUCUCCCGACCGCGGGCCGACUGACCAUUACGAUCAUCAAAGCCAGAAACCUGAAAGCCAUGGACAUCACAGGAGCCUCAGACCCUUACGUGAAAGUCUCCCUCAUGUGUGAUGGACGGAGAUUAAAAAAGCGGAAAACGUCGACCAAGAGGAACACCCUGAACCCCAUUUACAACGAAGCCAUAGUUUUCGAUGUCCCUCCCGAGAACAUAGACCAAAUAAGUCUGUUAAUAGCAGUGAUGGACUACGAUCGUGUCGGCCAUAACGAGAUCAUCGGUGUGUGUCGAGUGGGGAACAUGGCUGAGGGCCUGGGCCGGGAUCACUGGAACGAGAUGCUGACGUACCCACGGAAACCCAUCGCCCACUGGCACUCGCUCGUAGAGUGGAGCAGCGAGGGAAAUCCAGGAGGAAGCCAGGGCUCCUGCAACUCCCUCAAAACACCACCGUCACCCUGACGCAUCCAUCUGAUCACGGCGCACAGCUCUGUGGAGGAAAUGCUGGGGGAGUAAAGAGAGUUAGACAUUUCAGCUAAAGGUCACUGAAAACCUGUGCACAUGCUUGAUAAAGUGGUGCGCGCGAAAAAAAAAAUGACACUGGACUUUUUUUCUCAUGGGGAAAUGGUGUGUGUCUGUUCUACUGCAUGCCAAAGUGACCGUGUCUGUAGGCUUCUGUUUAAACAAAAAAAAAAUCCUUACAUGGUUACAGUUUGGUUCAAACUCUAUUUGAGAGGUAAGUAUUUUUGACAUGUUUUCUGUAUCUGUAUAACACCUUGUAAUAACUUCUUGAUGUUUUUCGAGUGCAGUGCAUGGCAUCUAUUUUGUGUAAUUUUGUUCUUAUGGUAUCAGAUUUUACAGUGUUAAAUCAUUCUGUAUGAAAAUACAUAAGAAGUUCAAUAGCAGAGUUGCUGGUUGUGAUUACUGCGUAUCGAAACACACUCUUCAGACAAAACUCGCCUGGAUGAUAUUGGAGUAUUCUUUGCGUUAUCAGUAAUAAAUUGUCUCGCCAGAUGAGCCACAAAUCCAUCUACACAAGCAACACUAUGGGUAUUUUUGGUUAAUUUGAAUUUUGGUGUCACACUAAGCCUUU
This is a messenger RNA of Clarias gariepinus (North African catfish), 2456 nucleotides long. RefSeq names its product synaptotagmin IXb (gene syt9b). The transcript has 7 exons. The record is from RefSeq and is a predicted model, not a curated record. Bases 269 to 1825 code for a protein of 518 amino acids. Gene Ontology annotation, biological process: regulation of calcium ion-dependent exocytosis; regulation of dopamine secretion; calcium-ion regulated exocytosis. Gene Ontology annotation, molecular function: calcium ion binding; phosphatidylserine binding; clathrin binding. Lineage: Eukaryota; Metazoa; Chordata; Actinopteri; Siluriformes; Clariidae. Gene Ontology annotation, cellular component: dense core granule; membrane.